Messenger RNA from Drosophila ficusphila, 5235 nucleotides. RefSeq names its product protein hairless (gene H). The transcript is spliced from 6 exons. Lineage: Eukaryota; Metazoa; Arthropoda; Insecta; Diptera; Drosophilidae. Bases 406 to 3597 code for a protein of 1063 amino acids. The record is from RefSeq and is a predicted model, not a curated record.
GGAGAACGUUUUUUCCAUUUUAUCUCCACCUUGUCCGCACUUCGUUUUGUGCUCUCUUUGUGCGCUGCCCCCGCUCAACGUUUGGGCCUCAAAAAAUAGAAAAUCAAGUAGUCCCGCCGUGUGUGCCUGUGAAAUCGGUUAAAUACCGCCCAAUGGGCCAGUGGCCAAAAUGCAAUAAGAAUAUGAGUGUGCAAUAAUAAUCGAGAACUGUGCCCCAAAACAUGAAAAUGGUGCUAGACGCUCCUAACGCCGUGCCGAGCUGGCAUAUUUUGCUUAGCGACGCCGUCGGCGCCGUUUUUUCCGGCCGCGAACUCUACGCGAGGAAUUUACAACAAAAACAAUGAAAUAAAAAAUAUGGCCCUGUCUAAAUGACGUCACAAGCGUAACAGAGUGCAACAGACAACAAUGACCGAUGAGCAUAAAAGUAACAUUAACAGUAACAGCAGUAACAACUCCAGCAACAACAAUAACAGCAAUAACAACAACAACGCAGCAAGUAGUAGCAGCAGCAACAACAACGGCAACGAGAGCAACAGCAGCAGCAACAACACUAGUAGCAUAAUUGCAGAGGCGGCCGCCAAGUUUCUACUGAAAAAUGGCCUGAACGGCAGCAGCAACAGUGGUUUUGCACCUCUGCCACCGCCCCUGCCCGCCAACACCAGCAGGACGACCACGCCCACGUCUACUGCAGCGCCUACGACCACGCCCACGACUUUAUCCUGCAGCUCAUCCACAACCUCAAAUGGCUUUUUGCCGCAUGUCAAGACGCCCAAAAGUAGUAGCAUCAUGGCUGCAUCAGCUGCAGUGGCAGCCAGCCUCGUUGGAGCUACUGCAUCCAAGCCCCCGACCAUCGAUGUUCUGGGCGGCGUCCUGGACUACAGUUCCUUGGGCGGAGCAGCCACUGGUACUCUGCCCACCACUGCAGCAGCAGCAGCGACAGCCGGAUCAGUAAAGAUCGGCAAGACCAGCAGCUCCGGCGGCAGUUUUGAUAUGGGCAGGACUCCAAUAUCGACGCAAGGCCACAGCAACAACACCUGGGGCGGCUGCGGCGGCCGUUUGCAGUUCUUUAAAGAUGGCAAAUUUAUAUUGGAACUUGCACGAUCCAAGGAUGGCGACAAAAGCGGCUGGGUCUCGGUUACACGGAAGACCUUCCGCCCUCCAUCGGCGGCCACCUCGGCCACUGUGACCCCAACGUCGGCGGUGACCACAGCGUAUCCAAAGAAUGAGAACUCCACAUCGCUAAGCUUUUCGGAUGACAACAGCUCGAUACAAUCUUCGCCCUGGCAGCGCGAUCAGCCCUGGAAACAGUCCCGACCCCGCCGAGGAAUAUCCAAGGAGCUGUCGCUUUUCUAUCACCGCCCGAGGAACAGUGCACUUGGACGGGCUGCACUGCAGACAGCUGCUCGCAAACGGCGACGACCCCAUGAGCCGUUGACCAACAGCGAGGAGCAGCAGCCCAUUUUCGAGACAGCUAUCAAGGCGGAAAAUGGCGACGAUACUCUGAAGGAAGAAGUUGCAGAGACCGUUGAAGGUGGCGCUGAGGCGGAAACAUCCGCUACUGAGAUUAAAACUGAAAAAUCGGAAACGAUCAAAGGCGAGGAAGAUACUGAAGGAUGUGAAAAGGAGUCCAAGAAGGAGGUUACCGAUAACAACGAGUUAAAAACAGGAGAUCCUCCUCCAAAAGUGGAUGCGGAACCGAAGAAAGAGACUGUGGAAAAAAUGAACACGAGCGAGGAUGAGGAAGCCCUGGCUGCACCGCCCACAUCCAUAAGUUCUGUGAACGGUGAUCUUAACGGCGACCUCAAGGCGAGAGUCGGUAAACCAAAGCCGAAACCGCGGGCUAAGCUCAGUAGCAUCAUCCAGAAACUAAUUGAUGGGGUGCCAGCACGUCUGGAGCAAAUGUCCAAGACACCAGCGGCAGCAAGCACAACGACUGCGGCGGCAGCAGAGCGGAGCGGAAGCGGAGCCAUUGGCAGUCUGGGUCAUUCCAUGACGCACAAGGUUUCUCCGCCCUCGUCAGCAUCAGCAGCCAGCCGUCUAGUCGAGUACCACCACCAGCAUGUCUCGCCCAGAAAGCGGAUACUGCGCGAGUUUGAGAAGGUAUCGUUGGAGGACAACGGUUGCGCGAAUAACGGCAGCGCUGGAGGAAGCAGCGGCGGAGCGGGCGGCAAGCGAAGCCGGGCAAAGGCUUCCUCCACCUCGUCUCCGGCGGGCAAGGCUUCGCCGAUGAACCUGGCCCCUCCCCAGGGAAAGCCGAGUCCCAGUCCCAACUCCACCUCAUCCAGUACUUCCCCAGCCGCGGUGUCCACGCAGCCAACGCGGCUAAACAGCUCCUACAGCAUUCACUCUCUGCUAGGUGGGAGCAGUGGCAGCGGCAGCUCAUCAUCCUCGUCAGGCAAGAAGAGCGGCGACCAUCCGGCGGCUAUUAUCAGCAAUGUGCACCAUCCGCACCACUCCCUGUACCAGCCCAGCUCAUCGAGCUACCCACGCGCGCUGCUCGCCUCGCCCAAGUCUCCAGAUGUGAGCGGCAGCAACGGAGGAGGUGGUAAGUCCCCGUCGCAUGCUGGGACCAAGAAGCGUUCGCCACCGUACACUGCGGGCUCGCCUCUGCCCGUGGACUAUGGGCACUCUUUCUACAGGGAUCCCUAUCCAGGAGCAGCUCGUCCUUCCACAGCAAGCUCGGCGUCACAGGAUCUAUCGCCGCCGCGCUCUUCGCCAGCCUCGCCCGCCACGACGCCGCGCACCGUGCCUAAAAAAACUGCAUCCAUUCGUCGUGAGUUCGCCUCACCGUCGGCCAGCAGCAGUAGCUGUCCAUCGCCCGGCGACAGGAGUGCCUCACCUCCGGACCGGCGGCACAUGCAGCAGCACUUGCAGCGCAGCUCGCCGCUGCACUACUAUAUGUAUCCGCCACCGCCCCAGGUGAAUGGCAACGGUUCGGGCGGCAGUCCGACAUCGGCACCAGUGACAUCGGGCAGCAGUGCAGCUGCAGCUGCGGCGGCAGCAGCGGCAGCGGCCGCCUACAUUCCCUCGGUGGUGUCGCCCUCGCUCUACCAUCCCUACAUAUCCACUCUGGCGGCGCUGAGGCAUAAUCCGCUGUGGAUGCACCAUUAUCAGGCAGGAGCAUCGCCCCUAUUGCCGCCACAUCCACAGGCCGGCAGUUCGGCGGCUGCCGCUGCUGCAGCAGCUGCUGCCGCUGCUAGAUUAUCGCCUCAAUCGCCCUAUCACGCGUUCGCGUACAACGGAGUGGGACCGGCCGCUGUGGCGGCUGCAGCUGCUGCCGCCGCCUUCGGACAGCCCGCCCCAAGUCCCCACACGCAUCCGCACCUGGCCCAUCCGCACCAGCAUCAGCACCCGGCUGUACUGACCACCCACCACUCGCCCGCUCACCUGGCCACGCCAAAACUGACUGAUAGUAGUACCGACCAAAUGUCUGCAGCGUCCAGUCAUCGCACCGCCUCCACUUCGCCGAGCAGCUCGAGCGCAUCCGCCUCCUCCUCGGCGGCCACUUCCGGCGCCAGCUCCUCAGCAAUGUUUCAUACUAGUAGCCUAAGGAAUGAACAAAGUUCAGACUUACCACUGAAUCUGUCAAAGCACUGAGACAUACAUACGCCCCAGCAGCCCCAGUUUCUGGGCCAACCAUCGUGUUAAGUACAUUAUCGCACUAGUAGCGCUUAAGACGACAUUCAACUACACGUAACACUAUUUUAUAGGUUCUCUGCUAGUUUAGUUAUAACCUAAUUGUUUUAGCCUAAGUCUAAUUGUACGUUCUCAAUUAGGGCCGAACAUUUAAAUAACAACAAAGAAAAGAGAAGAAAAACUAAGAGAUAAUAACUCAACUAUGUUUUUAACCCGUUCCAGAACUUUUUAUACAAACAGUUAAAAAAUGGAAUUUUCGACGAACAUAUUAAAUAUGCAAAGGAAUUUUAUUCUAUGCCGACUAAUGACAAGUAAUACUAACAAAACUUUUUCUAUAGGAUGUAUAAAAUGCAAGUCUUGAAGAAUCUCAAAAAAGAGUUACGUUUUUUCAUCAAAACAUUUCCUUGAAACAGACUGAACCUGAUUUUUUAGAAAAAAAAAAGAAAAACUUAGUUACGGAUCGCAGCAUAUAACUUUUAAAAGUAUAUUUAACUACAAGAACAGAAUUUUAUAAAAAGCGUGUGCCUUUCAAGAUGAAAAUAAAACUAGGGAUACAAAAAUUAAUAUGUAAACCAGAAAACAAAUUUACUAGAAAAAAAUAUAAAUAUGCAAACUUUUACAGAUAUUCUGUGGUAAAACAUUAGAUAUCGUCAAUAUCGAGGUCCAAAAAAGCAAUCGACAGCAAUUUGUAUUAGGUAGAUUGUAUACAAUUUUAAACGCCGGUUUCUCGAGUACCUCUCAACUUUUCUCAGACAAAUAAGGUUCGUCCAUGUGAAAAGUAACUCUAAGAAGUACACAGACUGCCAGGAACACAGCUGAUUCAAUGUGCAUUUUGGUUCACAAUUUAUUGUUUCUUAAGUUAGUUAGGCACUUGUGAAACCGGACCUAAUUGUUUGAGUAAAAAUUUAUAUUAAGUUUUUGAAUUGAUUUUUAUUUUGAAUUUUAAAUGAGUUCAAAAAUGUAUAAAUUUAAAAAUUGCAGUGAUGCCUAUAAUUUACAGACUUUUAAUGAGUUUUAUAAUGUACCCGAAACUCAUUGUCAGUCUCUAAAAAUUAAUUUCCUAACAAAAAAAUAUUUUUAAAAAUUUUAAAUUUUAAGUUUAUUUUGAUUGAGUCUUUGAAUGUACAACGUGACCAAUAUUCUAAUUAAGUAUAACUUUACCUGACGCAAAUUUGCUGUCAAUGCUGUCCAAUGAAACCCAAAUGAAAAUGUACAAAAAUUCACAUAUACAAAAUAUUUACAAAAAUCGAAAGAGGAUCCUUAACAGACAAAUUCAAACCGGAAUUCGUACAACUGAAACUGAUACAAAUAAAAAACAUAUUCCUAACGCAAAAAGACAAAAACAAAACGCGGUUUCUCAUAUUUUCUAAAUUAUUUAUAUAAAUCAAAUGACUAUUUAUAUAUACUGAUACGUUAAUGUGUAAGUAAAUAGGUUUAAUUGUAAAUACAGUAUUUUUACACAAAAACAAAGCAAACCGAUACACGAGAAAUAACCACUAUAUUUAAUAUAACUAUUUUUAUAACGGAUUUUAACAAAAUACUGUAUAUUUUGUAUCUGAUGACACAGAAUAAAAACAAAAGGAUUCCAUUAAAGGUCAA